Molecule: messenger RNA, 891 nt
Organism: Drosophila biarmipes
Lineage: Eukaryota; Metazoa; Arthropoda; Insecta; Diptera; Drosophilidae
Gene: Pldn
Product: biogenesis of lysosome-related organelles complex 1 subunit 6
Exons: 5
Coding region: 57-560 (167 amino acids)
Biological process (GO): intracellular transport
Cellular component (GO): extrinsic component of membrane; BLOC-1 complex; transport vesicle
Source: RefSeq, a predicted model, not a curated record
CACUUUUGUAAUCUCUUAUUGAUUUGUUUUGAUUUUCCUACCAACUUUUUGUUAUUAUGUUAAAAAGUAGCAAUAUAAAUAGUGUUCUUAAUGAGCUUCCUGACAACACAUCAAGGGAUCAGAAGGCCCAAUCCCCCAACAAUGGAACCCCAAAGCGAGAAGCGGAGACCUGUUGCUCCUCCAAGGACCAGGAUGUUAUGGGCAGUAUAGCCGCUUUGCAAUUGUCCGCAGGGGUCCUCCAAAUAGCGGAGCCUCCCCUAGAACAUGUCCGAUCCCAGCUUAGGGAAUUGAUUGGAAGGCAGAACAAAAUUUACAUUGAUCUGUCCAAGGAGAAAUACAAACUGGACUGCAGCGAAGUGGCCAGACUGAAUGACAUGAUGAGCGAUGUAAAGCGGUACAAGGAAAAGCUAACAAAGAUCAAGAAGGAGAUGCAGGGCGUCUACCAGCGAACCAAAGAGCUGAAGAAACGCGCCGCUAACGUGGCCGCCUGCAAGCAGCGCGACUACCAGCGAAAACUAGAGAAGCAGCAGCACGAGGAGUCGCUCAUCGGAGGCCAGUAGGUAACCACCUACCAGGUGGGGCUCGGAUUUUACAAGCUCAACACCCCGUUAGAGCGCAUUUACAUUGGGAUUUCCGUUAACAACUAGCUAACAACUUAACACAGAUAACAGUCGAACAAAAGUUUAACCAUUUGGAUACAUAAUAAUAAUAAUAAUUGUAUAUGUUGUAAGCGCUGCCUAUCGUACGGCUGCGAUAAGUCGAGAAACAUAGUGUAUAGUGUGUAUAGUUAAGUAAAUACUUAAGAGAUUUCGCAGAAAAAGGAGCCACAUGCACUACGAUACACUUAGCUACAAAUAUUAUUUCUAAAUAUACAAAAUUGUUAUACAUUAA